CUGUCGCGUUACCUGCUUAAAGGCGCCGCAGACUCUGUGAACCGCUUCAGCCUACUUCACGCCGGACAGGUAAAGGACGAAUAAUGCAAAGUUUGAUGGAUAUAAUGCAUAAUACAUAUGCCCUGUGGUUUGAGUACAACGGGAAAAUAUUGGAUUAAGAUAGUUUCCAGGGGGAACAGAGAGCGUGCAUUAUAUUAAAGAAGAUGAGGAGAAAACAACAACAACAUCUGAGACUUCCCGACGGGAUGUUUGCAGUUGCGACAAAUGAACAUUAUGCCUUGGUUUAAUAACAACUCAAGUAGUCCGAUCUGACUUUACAUUUGUGCGACCUAAAGUUUGCUCUAUUAUGGGAGAAACUGUGUGUUAUGCUUCACCUGGUUUUUGAAUCAUCCGGUGGGACUAACAUUUUUCGGUUGGAUCCUAAUAACCAUGUCAAAAGUAAUUCAGAAGAAAAACCACUGGAUCACCAAAGUUCACGAGUUUGCGGUGAGCCAGGACGCUUGUGAGCAGCUGAAUUUGGAGCUGUUUGGUGGAGCAGAAAACGGAGAGUUUCCGUACAUCGGAAAAGUCAAAGAGGAUGUGGUGGUUUAUAAAAACGGCCAGUUGUCCGAGGGAGAAUUAUUGCUGGAAGUUGAGGGUCUGCCGGUGUCUGGGCUGCCCCUGUAUGACAUUAUGACUGUAAUAAGGAGUUGCAAGGGUCCAAUAAGGUUGAAAUCUGUCAGACAAGGUCACAAGUUGAACAAAGACCUGAAGCAUUACUUGAGCCUGAGGUUCCAGAAGUCCUCUCCAGACCAUGAGCUUCAGCAGACCAUCCGGGCCAACCUGUACCGCCAUGCUGUGCCUUGUACGACACGCCCCCCUCGAGACGGAGAGGUCCCUGGGGUGGACUACAACUUCCUGUCUGUGGAUGACUUCCUAGACCUGGAGCAGAGGGGCACACUACUGGAGAUAGGCACGUAUGAAGGUAACUAUUAUGGGACCCCCAAGCCGCCAAGGCAGCCCGUCAUUGGGACAGUGAUUCUCAGUGAUGCUGGCUCCCAGCAGUCCACCCCCAAGCGCACCAAGUCCUACAAUGACAUGCAAAACGCCAGAGUAGUGCCUGCUGACGACCAGGAUGACGACCAGGCCACGGAAAUGAACAACAGUUUUACAGGUAACCCUAGUGACCAGGACGAGAGCCGCGGCGGCAUCCUCCGGCCGUACCCCGCGCGCGAGAACGCUCCGUCCUACGGUCUGAACAACGCGGCCGCCUCCACCUCAGACAGCGGUCAGCAGACACAUGCUCAGCCCCAGGCCUCCCCAGAGGACCCCCUGGGCCCCCUGCCAGACAACUGGGAGAUGGCCUACACUGAGAAUGGAGAAGUCUACUUCAUAGACCACAACACUAAGACCACAUCGUGGAUGGAUCCUCGCUGCAUGGACAAAUCCUCCAAACCUCUGGAAGAGUGUGAGGACGAUGAAGAAGGGGUACACACUGAAGAGCUGGACUCCGAGCUAGAGCUGCCUCCAGGAUGGGAGAAGAUAGAUGACCCAGUGUAUGGGGUCUACUAUGUUGAUCACAUCAACAGGAAGACCCAGUACGAGAACCCCGUGGUGGAGGCCAAGCGCAGGAAGCAGCUGGAGCACCAGCAGCAGCAGCAGCCGCAGCCUCCUGAAGGUGAGCGGUACAUUCGAGAGUGGAUAGAGGAGCACUCCUCUGCUGGUGGACCCUUGGCCAACUACGCAACCAAUCACCUGGAGACCUACCGCGACCCCCAGGUCCCACCCCCUCUGCCCCCUGGCCCUGGAGGGCCCAAACGAGGGAAGCCGUUCUUCACGAGGAACCCAGCGGAGCUGAAGGGGACCUUCAUCAACACCAAACUGAAGAAGAGUCGCCGCGGGUUCGGUUUCACCGUUGUUGGGGGUGACGAGCCAGAUGAGUUCCUGCAGAUCAAGAGUUUGGUCCUGGAUGGGCCUGCUGCCGUGGAUGGCAAGAUGGAGACAGGUGAUGUCAUUGUGAGUGUGAACGACACCAUCGUGCUCGGCUACACCCACGCCCAGGUGGUGAAGAUCUUCCAGUCCAUCCCCAUCGGCUCCAUGGUGGACCUGGCCCUGUGCCGCGGCUACCCCCUGCCCUUUGACCCCGACGACCCCAACACCAGCCUGGUCACCUCCGUGGCCAUCGUGGACAAGGAGCCCAUCAUCGUCAACGGCCAGGAGAGCUACGACUCGCCCUCCAGCCACAGCAGCCAGAGCGGCGGCCCCAUCAACGGCAUGAGGGAGCCCCGCCCCCACAGCCCCUCAGCCGAGGUGGCCUCCAACGGCUCGCACGGCUACACCAGCGACGUGCAGACCCUGGCCUCUUCCAUCGCCACCCAGCCGGAGCUCAUCACCGUCCACAUGGAGAAGGGAGACAAGGGCUUCGGCUUCACCAUAGCUGACAGCCUGACAGGCGGGGGCCAGAGGGUGAAGCAGAUAGUGGACUAUCCCCGCUGCCGGGGCCUGAAGGAGGGGGACAUUCUGAUGGAGGUCAACAAGAGGAACGUCCAGAACAUGAGCCACAACCAGGUGGUGGACCUGCUUAGCAAGUGUCCCCGAGGCAGCGAGGUCACCAUGCUGGUGCAGAGAGGAGUGGUGCCGGCCAAGAGGAGUCCUAAGCUGGUGCAGCAGCUGGAGAGGAAGGACAGCCAGAACAGUUCCCAGCACAGUGUGUGCAGCCAUCGCAGCACCCACACCGACUCCCCCAGCCACCUUCCCUCCACCAUGCCCAGCGAGGCGGGGGGACCCACUCCGGCUGCUCCUACCCAGCCCCUGCCGGGCCUGCCCCCCCAGGACCCUGCAGACGGUACCCUCACCCUUCAGAAGAAGCCAGACCCCUUCAAGAUCUGGGCCCAGUCUAGGAGCAUGUACGAGAGCAGAUUGCCAGACUGCCAGGAGCAGGACAUCUUCCUGUGGCGGAAGGAUACAGGUUUUGGAUUCCGCAUCUUGGGAGGAAAUGAGCCCGGGGAGCCGAUCUACAUCGGGCACAUAGUGAAGUACGGCGCGGCGGACGAGGACGGCCGCCUGCGCUCGGGGGACGAGCUCAUCUGUGUGGACGGCACGGCCGUGGUGGGCAAGUCACACCAGCUGGUGGUGCAGCUGAUGCAGCAGGCCGCCAAGCAGGGCCACGUCAACCUCACCGUCCGACGCAAAGGCUCCGGAUUUGGAGGGUCUAAAGGGGAGGGUGAGGUGCCACCCUCCCCGGCCUCUUCCCACCACAGCAGCACCCAGGCCCCCUCCCUGACAGAAGGCAAGCGGACCCCCCAGGGCAGCCAGAACUCUCUCAACACCGUCAGCUCCGGCAGCGGCUCCACCAGCGGCAUCGGCAGCGGGGGAGGCGGCGGCAGUGGCAGCGCUGUGGUGCCCGCGGCCCUGCAGCCGUACGACGUGGAGAUCCAGCGCGGCGAGAACGAGGGCUUCGGCUUCGUCAUCGUGUCCUCUGUCUCCAGGCCUGACGCUGGCACAACGUUCGCUGGAAAUGCAUGUGUGGCCAUGCCCCACAAAAUAGGCCGCAUCAUCGAGGGGAGCCCGGCGGACCGCUGUGGGAAGCUGAAGGUGGGAGACCGCAUCCUGGCUGUCAACAGCUGCUCCAUCACCAACAAGUCCCACUCAGACAUCGUCAACCUGAUCAAGGAGGCCGGGAACACCGUCUCUCUGAGGAUCAUCCCUGGAGACGAGUCUUCCAAUGCCUCUCUGCUGACCAAUGCUGAGAAGAUUGCCACCAUUACUACAACGCACACUCCACAAACUGCCACUGAAUCUCGGAACAACUCCAAGUCGAAACAGGCUCCUCCACCUCCACCCACACAAGCUCAGCCCUCACAGGAUGCAUUCUACUCUGUGGAUCUGGAGCGGGACAGUAAAGGUUUUGGCUUCAGUCUGAGAGGUGGCCGGGAGUACAACAUGGACCUGUACGUGUUGAGGCUGGCUGAGGACGGGGCAGCUGUCAGGAACGGCAAGAUGAGGGUCGGAGACGAGAUUCUGGAGAUCAACGGAGAGAGCACAAAGAAUAUGAAGCACGCACGUGCCAUUGAGCUCAUCAAGAAAGGGGGCAGACGGGCACGCCUGGUCCUGAAGAGGGGUGAUGGAUCUGUACCUGAAUAUGACGGCAGCAAUGACGGGCACUCUCCCACACCCGGGGCACAAAACACUGCGGAAGUGAGAACUCUGCCACCAAACAGCCGAUAUCACACCUCAUCGGAGUUCAGUUAUCCACCAGACCUUCACAAACCAUCACGCCAGGAGGAAUCUGCGCGGGGCAGAGACAGGGAUGGGGCUGGGACAGCCAGGAUGGACCAGCAGAGCCGGCACUUUACCCCCCACCACCAUCACACCUGGAACAACAACCACAGCCACAGCCACACCACCCCCAGGCAGCACUCCCCAGACAACAGCCCCAGCAACAGCGGUGGGAGCAAGAAGACCCGUGGACGUAAAGUCAAGAAGUCUGAGUCUGAGAGCGGCAUCUCCAAGCUCCUCAAGACUUUGAGGAAGGACAGCUCUGGGAAGAAGGCUGCAGCCGCAGCAGAGAAGGAGAGGGAGAGGGGCCGAGAGCUCUCCGCCAGCUCUACCCUGGACCACAGGUUUGGGCGACCACGUCGCGGUUCUCUCGACCGCUCCCCCACCCGCAAGCGCAACUCCUCCCCAGACCGCCGCCGUGCCAAGUCCAUGGACCGCAGGGCAGAACGAGCGCAGCGUGACCGCACGCCCGAGAGGGAUUGCGACGAUGGGGGUUUCCUCAGUCACGCCGCCACGCCAGAGCGACCAUACCAUGAGCGCAGGCUCCUCAGAGAGCCUCCAACGCCGGGCCGAGUCUUCAGGGAGGCCGCCACACCAGAGCGCCCCAACAACGGUGACGCCCUGUCCCACUCCAGGGGUCGCACGCCCGAAAGAAGCCUGAAGAACGGCAACCUCCUGAGAGACUCGUCUUCGGAGAGGGAGAGCAGGGACGGGAGGUAUGGGGUGAAUGGGACGCCAGAGAGACAAUACAGGAUGGAGAGGGACUCAUCCCCUGACAGCAGCUACAGCAGGGAGGAUGUGAACUACGCAGCAGCGCCCAGACUUAAGGACUACUACAGCAUGAUGAAGAACAACGCAGCCUACAACAACGCAGGCCAGAACAACGCAGGCCACAACAAUGCAGCGUACAACAACGCAGCACACAACAAUGCAGUAGGCCCAAACCAACUGCCGGAGCCCAAGAGAAGGCUGUACAAAGAGAGCCCCAAGGACCUCAGCAUCUGAAACAGAGCAGAGGCUGAACUGUGCUGAGCCCCCCUCCCCACUCACUCCUCCAUCUCUGGAGACUAUUAUGUACCAUACACUGGACUUGGACCUCUGAGGAGCUACCGAACUCAUGUGAUUUAUUUGAUCGAUUGGUUGAUUGAUUGAUGAUUUGACUUCUUGUGAUCCCAGCCAGAGAUUCAUACAACAGCAGCAGUACAAUCUUUGUUUCAGUUCAUACUGUUUGUAUUUUUGUUUGUGUUCUAUAGUUAAUUUGAGCAUGACAGAGGUUGUCGUACUCUGUAAAGUAUACUGUAAAGUAUGUGUACGUGCCUAUAUCAUAUCACAACUGAAUUUUUUGCUUUUUCUGUAGGCAACUCUGACUCCACAUAUUUGUUCCCUCAGAGGUUUGAGAAAUGCUUCCAACUGUGGUCACUGGUACUUCUUUUUAGGCUUGUUUUAAACUUGUUUUAGAUGUUGUUUUCCACCCUUGACUUGCCCUCUAAGGCAGACGUAUAGCACAAGAUACAGGUAGCAGAAAGCUUAAGAAUGGCUGCAGUGUUUACAUACUGUACCUAGGUGAAUAUUGUCCUGGACGAAGGCAAACCAAACAUUUUAAAGUAAAGAAUUAUAAUAUAUGACUUCAUUUUCUUUUGCAUGUGCUCUUUAUUUAUUUUAUAAUUGGCACAUACCAUAAGCAAGCUCUUUGCAAGCUUGGAAGGCCAACAAAUUCCACCACAUCCUCAAAUGUAUUUCCUCAACUGCUGUUUCAGAAAACUGUAGUUUUACCUCCCCCUCUGGCCUAAGUUAAAAGCUACUCAAUGUCUAGCAACAAAAUGGAGAGGAGAAGAUAAAUGACAGAAAAAUCCUUAAUGGGACAAACAUUAUUGGGGGUAUUUCUCUCACAGAGUAAAGGAUCAUGAAAACAAACAUGCCCACAAUGUUUCAGCUUUCUGUUCCUCUGCACGUCUAGCAAUGAGGCCCUGAGACUGGUAACCUGGUCUCUCAGCAUGCGGGAGGAAUGAGAACAUUAGUUUGGAGUUGCAGGAAAGGGAUGGAUGCCCUUCACCUGAGCCAUGUGUUCCAAUGCCAGAUUGAAGCACCUGUAUGGGCCUCACAGAGGAGAAUACCUGGAACAUGUUUCAGUGCUAAAGAAGGUCAAACACCUGUCUAGAGACUGUGAUGUUCCAACAGAACACCUAAUUAUAGCAACAUGCUCUCAUAAACUGUUAUCUCUCUUUGUCCAAAUUUGGGCGGCACUUCCUGGGUCCCAAAAAUUGAGGUGAUGUGAUUGUGUAAGGAGGAGUCUUGGUGUUGGUAACAGAUGGAAUGUUCUGGUACAGAGGUCAACCGAUCUGCCAUCCUGAGCCAUGCUGUCAUGCCACUGGAGUCUGACUGACUGGAGUCUGACUGACUGGAGUCUGACUGACUGGAAUCUGACUGCUGCUUCACAAUGUGUUUUUGUGUGUAUCUGUUUUAUGUUUCACUAAACUAAAAAGAUAUUGGAUGAUCCACAACAAAUGCAUUGUUUCAUCACUGUUGUCACCAUGGUACUGUAAAGAAAAAACUGAGAAUUUAAAAAAAGUGAAAAAAUAUGAAGUUAACCUGCCGGCCAUCACUUGUACAGAAUUUUACAAUGUAACUAAUAGGAACCUGUCAAGGAAUAAAAUGUUGCCUUUUUCUUGUACAAAAGAGAAAUUUAUGAGAAACCUCAGCAGUGAGGAAUGUGAUAUUGUGUUUAUAUUUCUGAAAUGGACCUGAUGAUUCAUGGGAAAUCUGUUAAUGUACUCUGAAUCAGGUAUGUAAAGAGGUUCCAAAAUGAAGGACUGUAUUUGGUCAAUCAGAAGCUGUUUGUUGGUUUGAAUAUCUCUCUUGAUGGUUAGCCUGCCUUUGUAUUAUAAAGCACUUGUAUGCAGUCUGUGUUCUUUAAGCAUUAUUUCUUGCAAUGUGCUCCAGACAUAAUGCUGUCUCUGUGUUGAUAAAAGCAGUACAUGUAUAUGGGCCAAUCUUUUUAUAAAACUAUGCAUAUAUAAAUACUACAUUGUUCAUAGCUUUAUUUGACCCAUGAAGCUAUACAUAACAUUAGUCUAAGUACAAGUAGAUGUGGACUUAUCCAGUAAAGCUUCUUUCCUUGAAAUGGAUCACAAUGUAUAUGUAGCUAUCAAAAGAAGUCUGUGAAUGCUAUUUUUAUUAUCAAAUAAAGUUUUCCAUACAAAU
Molecule: messenger RNA, 7458 nt
Organism: Hypomesus transpacificus
Lineage: Eukaryota; Metazoa; Chordata; Actinopteri; Osmeriformes; Osmeridae
Product: membrane-associated guanylate kinase, WW and PDZ domain-containing protein 1-like
Exons: 23
Coding region: 430-5262 (1610 amino acids)
Biological process (GO): signal transduction
Cellular component (GO): cytoplasm
Molecular function (GO): protein binding
Source: RefSeq, a predicted model, not a curated record